GCCGCAUACCGUCCUCCACCCUGCACCGGGACAGGCGCUGGGGCUGGGGUUCCUGGAGCGGGGGUGCAUCCAGGGGAGCUCCCAGAAUCUCAGAGCUCAGGCCCUGGUUAAGCGGAGGGAUGGUUACAGGUGGAGGUAGUACCGGGGUAGGAGGUGGAGCAGAGAAAGGAGGCAGGGUGAGAUGUUCCCGCAGAAUCUGGGUUCUCCUCGGCUCCCUGGUUCUCAUCUUUCUCACUUCCCUAUUCUUGUCCGUGUCCCUUCGCGGGGGCGUCGGAUUCAACUACCUGGAACCACCCGGGUGGGAAGAGUCACGGCGUGUGAAGCUCGUGCCCAGCUACAUGGGUGCGCACCGCCUGUCAUCACCUGAUGCCCCACAGCAGAAGACGUGUGCUUGCCCGCGCUGUGUCGGGGAUCCUGGAGUUUCUGAUUGGUUCGAUGAAAACUACGACCCGGAUAUCUCUCCUGUUUGGACAAGAGACAACAUGCAGUUACCCUCUGAUGUCUACUACUGGUGGGUGAUGUUACAGCCCCAGUUUAAACCCCACAGCAUCCAGCAGGUGCUGCUGAGGUUGUUCCAGGUGAUUCCCGGAAGGUCGCCGUACGGCUCGUGGGAUCCGGGACGCUGCCUGCGCUGCGCUGUGGUGGGGAACUCCGGGAACCUUCGCGGGGCCAGAUAUGGCGCAACCAUUGAUGAUCACAACUACAUUAUGAGGAUAAAUCUGGCCCCUACGGUGGGCUACGAGGAAGACGCGGGCAGCCACACCACUCACCACUUCAUGUACCCAGAGAGUGCCAAAAACCUGGCAGCCAACGUCAGCUUCGUGCUCGUUCCCUUCAAAACACUGGAUCUGGUCUGGAUCACCAGCGCUCUGUCCACGGGCCAGAUUCGAUUUACUUACGCUCCAGUGAAGCAGUUCCUCCGAGUAGAUAAAGACAAGGUCCAGAUCUUCAACCCAGCAUUCUUUAAAUACAUCCACGACCGCUGGACUAGACAUCAUGGCCGCUACCCCUCCACUGGGAUGCUAGUGCUGUUCUUUGCUCUGCACGUCUGUGAUGAGGUGAACGUGUUUGGUUUCGGUGCAGACAGCCGUGGAAACUGGCACCACUACUGGGAGCAGAACCGCUACUCCGGAGAAUUCAGGAAGACCGGCGUCCACGACGCAGACUACGAAGCCCAGAUCAUUGAGCGGCUGGCCAAAGCUGGCAAAAUCACAGUCUUUCCUGGAAAAUAACCAGCGAACCAUCCUGCAUAUAUCUAAAGUUUAGCGUUAGAGGGCUGGUUCAGCAAACAGACACUAUACAGGCUGCUUACAUCAUGUUUUUGCUUUCACUUGCCUGCACAAGUUUAGGUUCUCUGCUGAAGUAAAACCAAAUGGCUACAGAAGACGAGACAAAGUGAUCACAGUUGGUACUCAACACUUUACUCCGUUCACUUUCCCCUCAUAUUAAAUGAAUGCCCUCUGUUGAGCUGCAGGUCGCAUCUGUUAAGUAGCUACGAACAACUAUUGUGUAGAUCCAACGUGACUCUUUUCGCUGCUCUAAAAGUGGGAGUUGAGCCUCAAAUUAGAAGCAAAAGGCUCAGGAUUUCACCUGGGCUGCGUUAGGACUGAAAAUCAAGGCAAAGGACAGCACAAACACAGGUAUGAGGGCCCAUGGAGGAAAACCUAACCAAUGACAAUAAAUACUGACUUUGUUUGCAGCGUGGAGGAUGCUGGAGAAGGAAACAGAGGGAAAACAUGUCCCACUUUUGGACUAAAUCCAGAGGAAAUAUUCACCUUGGAUGACAACCUAAUCCUCAAUAAAUAACAGAGACACGCUAUCAUAUGUACUGAAAAGACGACAGAAGCUGAACGGUCAGCGUCUAGAGCAAUGUUGUUCUACAUCGUUUGUUGUUCCCCUUGUUAGGUGCAGACCUUCAGAAAAGGCUGAGGUUGCAGACGCAAAAGUGUAAUGUUGGACAUUUAAAGGACUCCAGAACUUAAAAGGCCACUUGAUAAACAGUUGUUCUUCUCAAAUCUUGACAAUUUUCACUGUAAACUCCUAUUUAUGUGGUUUCUACUGGAGAAGACAGUGUUAUAAGGACUUUGUCUGACAGUGGUGGGUUGUAAAAUGGUUCCUUAUAAGAUGGUGCGUGAUUGCUCUAGGUUUAUAGCAUAUGACUGUCCUCUAAAGUCCCCAGAGUCCUUACAGUCUCAGCAAGGCAUUAGCACCAUGCAGCUGACCCACAGAAGCACAAUGGAGACUUUUGCCUUUCAGCCAUUCUGACUCAGAAAGAUUACUGCAGCACUAGCACCGCAUCCUGCUUUUAAAUGCCACAACAACCACAGGCCCCUGCUACAGCCUUUAUUCACAUUCAGACUCGGAGAGGAAAUGUUCUGGGAGAAUGACGCUUUGACUGUGGUGAGGCCAAAAGCCCAUCUCCGGGGAUUUUAUGUUUGGAUGGAGGCAUGCUGGUGUCUGGGCCCCGAGUUUAAUCCUCAUGUGGUCUGUCCAGGUCUAAUUUGGGAGAAGAGGACUAAAAACAAAGAGCUGGGGCUUGUAGAAACAGACUGACAAAGCCGGCAUGAGAAGCAGAAAAAGAAGAAGGCGUCGCGUCGCUGCAGUUUAUGUGCAGCCGCUUGCACAGCGCUACUCAAACUCACCGCUCUGGUUUGGAAAAGAUGGAGAAGCUAAGACUUCAGGCAAACUUCCACACCUCAGUGGAGUUAGAAACUGUUGGGAGCACUUCACCCCAAAUUAAGGCCCAUUUAAUGGAGUGAAAGAAACCUCCACCAGAUAUUAGAGUUAUUAACUCAUUAGUAGCUCAGCAUCAUUAACCACUAGCCCCAGUCCCUCUUUAACCAAUUAAAGCUUUCAGCUGUGUCUGGAGGGGGCGGAGCUACCAGUCGCCUUACACUUGACCUCUCUGCCAUAAAACUGCACAUCCUGUCCUGUUGUUUCAUCGUGAUGACAUCCCCCCCCCCCCACAGAACGCAGAGUUCAUGCUUAGCUUUGUUUGAUUUGAGUGAUUUACAGGAUCACCUCAGAAAAAAAGUGUUUCUGUCACCAUCAUGUAGUAGUGAUUUACUCGUUGAUAUUCGCCAUUGUUAGUUGAUAUGUCUUUAACAAGAAAACAAGCAAAUGAUAGUUUAGGAUGUGCUGCUAGACCAUUUCUAGAGCAGAGGUAGAUGGGCGAAAGUAUUUGGUUUGAGCUGAGGUUGUAAAUUCAUCCAUGGAGAUGUGGUCAUAAAGAGGUGGAGGCUGAAAAUGAAAGGUACUCAGGGUUCCUACGCAGGUCUGUAAAACAUGAAGAAAAACUGGCAGAGUGAACUCAACUCGCUCUUCACUCGCACCUAAUGCAGUUAUACUGAUUUGAAUCAUUAUCGUAAACGCAGCAUUUGUACUGAGAGCUGUGGCUUUGAAACUUUAUGUGCUUUUCUUUGUUUUCUUUCAUAUACAGGUCCUUCUCAAAAAAUUAGCAUAUUGUGAUAAAGUUC
Molecule: messenger RNA, 3476 nt
Organism: Pelmatolapia mariae (spotted tilapia)
Lineage: Eukaryota; Metazoa; Chordata; Actinopteri; Cichliformes; Cichlidae
Gene: st3gal2
Product: ST3 beta-galactoside alpha-2,3-sialyltransferase 2
Exons: 7
Coding region: 120-1232 (370 amino acids)
Biological process (GO): sialylation
Cellular component (GO): membrane
Molecular function (GO): beta-galactoside (CMP) alpha-2,3-sialyltransferase activity
Source: RefSeq, a predicted model, not a curated record